UAAUAGCCGCCUGCAUCUCAGUCCUGGCUGCUGCACACCAGACCAGGCACUAAACUCGACAACCGACUCUGCUUCUCACAACGCCAAACAUUCUCCAGACUUCCUCUUUACAACCCCAUCCCAUUCAUAGUUGUGACACUAGAUUGAGAUACCUAGACAGCUUGUCUUGCCUCCAAUUAGCCUGUUGUCGCCUCCAUUGUUCUUCCACGGCAUCUCUAUCCUCAUUAUUGGGCCGACCUAAUUCCUCGAGUCUUUGCCAGCUCACCACUUCCCAGUCCCUCCACCUCCACUCGAAAAUCAGAGAAGAACGCCCUCACUCGUGAAGCGACCAAUUCUCAACGCCAUGGCCUUAUGUUGAGCCUCUCGCCCUCCCUUACCAUGUGUCGAAUAUCGCCCUGGGUCCACCGGUCUCUCUUGAGUGCGCUUACCAUUGUCACUCCGCCACUCUGCCUACCCCUCUGAAGGCCCAACGUACCCUACCGAUCUAGCUUCACCCUCACACUGCAAGAGGUCGCGUUUGCCUGGGUUUGGAUAAUUGCAGCAAUCGUGCGUGCUUGAUGUAUGCGUCGACGGUGUGAUUGCGGCAGGACAAGCAAGAUAACUGCGGCCCAGCUUUCAGCCCCAUCGCGGCUCGGAAUUCUCUUAAAUACGGACUGUCCUGAUUACAGUUGACCGACAGACGAUUGUGAAGUCUGAGCAGCCAUGUCCACCAACACCACACCCCAGACUCAAUCGCACCCGUACGAUCACAACGGCGAGGUCGACGUGCCCAUGGAAGAUGCGGAUCCUUAUAACCGAACCAAAUAUCCUCCACGACCAACUCACCAACACCGCCUGUCUGCCCAGUAUAUCCCCGAGAUCUCAACGGCUGCUCAGCGCUACUCCCCAAUGAAUGCUCAAUCAACGGGUGCUGGGUACGUUGCCAGUCCCAAAACGCAGAAUCCUUCCUCCUUCCCCUACCUCAACCAGGCCCCGACUACGCGACAGUCUCCCCCUCGCCAAGGUAGCUACAAUACAGAGCGUUACACUGAACCUCCGACCCCAACGAGAUACCCAUCCGAUUAUGGCUCAGCCCUUCAAAGCUCCGCGCUGAGCCCCGAUUCAUACUAUCCUACCUCUGCAAGCAACGCCCGACCUGCUCCUCUUUCAAGACAACAAUCACAGCACCAAGGACUAGGACCGGUACCGAAGUUCAGAAAGGUCAAAACCAUGCAAGAUCUCAACCCCAAGGUCAACACUCAACCACCUUACCGCCGGGCAAAUCCAGAGGGCGGGUUUAUUAGCCCGUUGCAAGCGCUCACCACCUAUCUCCCAGCCACGUACAGAAUAUGUAAUCCUAGCUUCAAGUACGAGUCAUCCCGAAAUCCGAGGCGGGUUUUGACAAAACCGAGCAAAGGAACAAAGAAUGAUGGCUACGAUAACGACGAUAGCGACUACAUUCUCUACGUCAACGACAUUCUGGGGAGUGAAGAGGCGGGGCACAAGAAUAGAUACUUGAUUCUAGAUGUCCUCGGUCAGGGCACUUUUGGUCAAGUGGUCAAGUGUCAAAAUUUGAGAACCCAAGAAGUCGUUGCGGUCAAGGUCAUCAAAAACCGCACUGCCUACUUCAAUCAGAGUAUGAUGGAAGUUUCAGUCCUCGAUUUGCUAAACCAGAAACUCGAUAAAAACGACGACCACCAUCUUCUGCGGCUUAAAGACACGUUCAUACAUCGGCAACAUCUGUGUCUCGUUUUCGAGCUUCUCAGUGUCAACCUAUAUGAGCUGAUCAAACAGAACCAAUUCCGAGGUCUCAGCACGACCCUGGUCCGUGUCUUUGCGCAACAGUUGCUAAACGGGUUGACGUUGUUGAACAAGGCGCGGCUGAUCCACUGUGAUCUGAAGCCGGAGAACAUACUUUUGAAAAACCUUGAAAGCCCAAUCAUCAAAAUUAUCGACUUCGGGUCUGCUUGCGACGAAAGGCAGACCGUCUACACUUACAUACAAUCUCGAUUUUACAGGUCCCCUGAGGUUUUACUGGGGCUUCCUUAUUCGUCUGCCAUUGAUAUGUGGUCUCUUGGAUGCAUUGUUGUGGAGUUAUUUCUGGGUCUGCCGCUCUUUCCUGGUUCGUCCGAGUACAACCAAGUCUCCCGAAUUGUCGAAAUGCUGGGAAUGCCGCCGACGUGGAUGUUGGAGAUGGGAAAGCAAUCCGGUGAGUUCUUUGAAAAGACGACAGACGAAUUCGGUCGUCGUACAUAUCGACUCAAAAGCAUGGAGCAAUAUUCUCGUGAGCACAAUGUCAAAGAACAGCCCAGCAAAAAGUACUUUCAAGCAACUACGCUCCCAGAGAUCAUUCGAAGCUAUUCCAUGCCCCGCAAGAACAUGAAACAGGCCGAAGUGGAAAGAGAAAUGAACAACCGCAUCGCCUUCACGGACUUUGUUCGCGGCUUGCUCACCAUCAACCCCCUAGAACGUUGGUCACCUCAGCAAGCGAAGCUACAUCCUUUCAUCACGCAGCAAAAGUUUACCCAACCAUUUGUUCCCCCAAUGAACCUGAAGUCCCCAUCUAGCAAGACCCCAGCGCCUGGUGUGCAGCAACAACAACAAGCUGAAGCACUCAGCAAGCAACGUGCUGCGCAAGCCGCGCAGGCUCAGGCACAAGCAGUCCACGCACAAGCUCAGGUGCAAUCAGUGGCUCAGAACGCCUAUGCAAUGCAGAUGACUCCUUAUCCACAAUCUCAACCACCACCAAUGUACAACAAUAUGUAUCCGGCUCAUCCACAAGGCGCGCCGCCCCCUUAUCCGACUCACUCGUCAAACUAUCCUGCACAAAUGGGUAUGAUGCAACAAACACCGCAGAUGAAUCCGAGUCACUACAAUCACCAGCAAAGUCUUUACGCGCAGGCCACGCAAAGGGCUGGCCGUCAACGUGCCUCCACCAUGGAUCAACAGCAGGCUGGUAUCCCGGCGGCCAUUCAACGUGUUGCUAGCCAUCUCGAUCCGAACCAACCAAUUAGGCUUCAACCUAGUCCAGCUUAUUAUCCACCUCCCGCGGACGGAUAUGUCGAUUCGCCAUCCACCGCAAGAAGACGUGGCAGUCGGAAUCAAAGAAAUCGUGAUUUUAUCCGGACGCUGGAAGAUGGUGCGAUGGGUGACAGCUUCAUGAACAAGGCGCAGUGGCACUGAGCUGCGUACCAUGAGGACGCCCGGAGUCGUUAUGAUGUGGCUUGAUCGCCGAAUAUCACCAACCCGCAAAAUCACCUACGCGGAUUGAUGAGAGAAUGCCAUUGAUGAACAAGCUGGAAGGCUUUUGCGGAUGCAGGCAGGAAUCAAAGUCCUGCGACAAAAUGCUACUGGGAGCAACAAGCUCUGACGAUCUGACUGUGAAUGUGAGAUUAAAACAGGCAUUAGACUAAGGCGGGGGAUCUGAGUUUCUCCCAGAAGCGACUUGCUGCCUCGUACACCCACGGGUUGUGAUGAAGCAGGAACGGCAGACCGCUGUGGGCGAGCAAUCUUCUCAGCGACACAAGCACUCGAUCUUCAGCUCGUCAGAAUACUUCUCAGGUUUGCAACGAUGAAUGAGCAAUGACUUUGGGCGGCGAAGUGAGCACAGUGUUGACAUGAGGGGUUCAUGGCCAAGUCAUUGAACGGAGAAUGUUGCGGGUUCGGUACAGGACAAGACAGUCAAGUAGGGAAUUUUGGGGUUGUAUUUUGUCAUCUACCCAAUUAUGCUACGUGGAAUUCGACGCAGGUUGAGAAAGACUGGGGGUCCAGCGAGUCUUUGCGAGGUAGCAGUAUUGCUCAUGAUCCCGAGCCAGGGAACUCGAAUGCACGAAGUGUUCCGACGGAAACCCGUUAGAUAACACGAUCUGUACAUCCCUCGUAGGAUUUUCCUCAUGUCAUUCAGUUCGCUGCAAGGAACAGGGAGGGUUCAGCCUUCACAAAGACACGGGCCCGCAGUGACUCACAGAUUUCACAAGCAUCGAGUCGUUGUGACAAUUGCUGUACUUGGUGACUCGAAGGGGAGUGAGAGGCAGUCGAC
Messenger RNA from Cladophialophora immunda, 4018 nucleotides. RefSeq lists its product as uncharacterized. The coding region runs from base 703 to 3162 and encodes 819 amino acids. The record is from RefSeq and is a predicted model, not a curated record. Gene Ontology annotation, cellular component: cytoplasm; nucleus. Gene Ontology annotation, biological process: peptidyl-threonine phosphorylation; peptidyl-serine phosphorylation. NCBI's taxonomy places the organism in Eukaryota, Fungi, Ascomycota, Eurotiomycetes, Chaetothyriales, Herpotrichiellaceae. Gene Ontology annotation, molecular function: protein tyrosine kinase activity; protein serine/threonine kinase activity; ATP binding. The transcript is spliced from 2 exons.